Pelodiscus sinensis (Chinese soft-shelled turtle) is the source of this 1590-nucleotide messenger RNA. It is a transcript of the gene MARCHF3, whose product is annotated as membrane associated ring-CH-type finger 3. Gene Ontology annotation, molecular function: zinc ion binding; ubiquitin-protein transferase activity. Lineage: Eukaryota; Metazoa; Chordata; Testudines; Trionychidae. The record is from RefSeq and is a predicted model, not a curated record. Gene Ontology annotation, biological process: protein ubiquitination.
GGGGCGCGGGGGGGGUCGGGUCCCGGAGCCGUGUCCUUCAGCCCUCGGAGCCCUGCCUCGCAGCCAUGCGCCUCUGCACUUUCCCUGCCGCCCCAGCCAGGAACGCCGCCGCCGCCUGAGAAGUUGGAAAAGCCAGGAGGACUAACAGGGGCGUGUAAAGCAACCCGGUGCUACAGAAGGAGGAUGGAAAUCCUGUAUGAAUGUGGAAGCCAUUAGCAAAGUAAUUGCUGUCUAUUGCCAUGACAACCAGCCGUUGCAGUCACCUGCCUGAAGUCUUACCAGACUGCACCAGCUCAGCUGCUCCUCUGGUAAAGACCGUGGAGGAUUGUAGCAGUCUUGUGAAUGGACAACCGCAGUAUGUCAUGCAAGUUUCAGCCAAGGACGGGCAGCUUCUGUCAACAGUAGUAAGGACUCUUGCCACACAGAGCAGCCCUUUCAAUGACAGGCCAAUGUGCAGGAUCUGCCAUGAAGGCAGCAGUCAGGAAGAUCUGCUCUCUCCAUGUGAAUGUACAGGAACCCUGGGGACUAUUCAUCGCAGCUGCCUGGAGCAUUGGCUGUCGUCUUCGAAUACCAGUUACUGUGAACUCUGCCACUUCAGGUUUGCAGUAGAGCGCAAACCCAGGCCGUUGGUAGAGUGGCUAAAAAAUCCAGGCCCACAGCAUGAGAAACGGACUCUGUUUGGAGACAUGGUGUGCUUCUUGUUCAUAACGCCACUUGCAACCAUCUCUGGCUGGUUAUGUCUGCGAGGAGCAGUGGACCAUCUGCACUUUAGUAGUAGGCUAGAAGCUGUUGGCCUCAUUGCACUCACUGUCGCACUCUUUACUAUUUACCUCUUUUGGACGCUAGUGUCAUUUAGGUAUCACUGUAGAUUAUACAAUGAAUGGCGUCGGACCAAUCAAAGGGUGAUACUCCUAAUUCCAAAAUCUGUCAGUUUACCUUCUAACCAGCAAUCAUUGCUGGGCCUUCAUUCAGUCAAAAGGAACUCAAAGGAGACAAUCGUUUGAUACUGGCAGCUCUGCACUGGAGUUAUGCACGAAAUAUACUAAAACCCAUGGGCUCUGAUUCCAUCAAGAGCCUGGUACAGUGCUAUUCCGAUUUACAAACUCUGCAGAGGAAGAAAUCACUGUUUUAAUUGAAAUCAUGGAUGCUGCAAUCAUAUGCUAUUUGCUAAGCUGCCAAACAUGUUUAUUUAGCAGAUAUUAUAUGGAAUUCUACAAAUUCAUGUUAAUGCAAGCCCUCCUUUUUUAUUAAUGUUUAAAUAUAUUAAACUGAUAAUUAAUGUAAAAAGUUUUAAGAGUGCUUUGUUUCUACAGUAUUAUUUCUGUAGGUAUGUGGACAGGAAACAGAGCUGAAUUUUUAUUUUCCUGACUCAAAGAAGAUGGCAGUACAAGAAGGAAAUUGUGCUACAUUUAAUUUUAUUUAAAGGGCAUUUUAUACUAGGGUUAUUAUGUUUUUAAGGUGAGUUUUACAAAUGGGCAUACUUUUUAUCAUCAUACAAAUCCAUUAGAAAAUAUUCUCUUCAGUUUCUUGUUUGGUAGUAAAUAUCUGAGAGGUUUUUUUUCCCCUCAGAAGAAAAAAAAUGCAAAAUUU